AUGUUUAGUAAGGUGGAGUCUGAUAAAAGUAAAUUUCUGGAGCAAGCAAAAGUGGCCAGAGAGGAAAGAGCACAAGAUCGUCAUCGUGAAGAUGCAGCAAUUCACAUUCAGGCAUAUGUGAGGGGGUUUCUUUCCAGAAGAAGACUCAGAAGAUCUAUUAGGGAAGAUUUGGACAGAUUUCUGAAGAUUCCACAGCCUGAUGUGGAGUAUAAGCCUGAAUUACAGCCAGCUAUUGAAGUAUUCCACCUUGUGAAGAAGUUCCUGUUCAUACACAAUGCUCAUUGUGAUCAGGAUAGAAAGAGAUUUGAAUAUUUGUGCCGCUAUAUCCUUGCCUCAGUGGAAAGCGACGCCUUGAAGAGCUGCUAUGUGGCAAUUUCCUGCAACAAGCAGUAUGUGAUAGCUUGGAUUGCCCAAUUAAAGUCUCUCUUGUGGACUUGCUGCCAGUAUUUUUACAUUUUAAAGCCUGAAAAUCACAAUGACCUCCGCACUGUGAUGGUGUUUUUACGAAUGCUAGUGACCUUUACAUCACAUACAAACUGGGUGGCUUUCAGGGACAAAGAAAAUCUUCAUCCAGGUUUCAUAAGGCUGUGUGAAAAUGUCAUGGGGGAGCUGAAUAGCAAGGGAUUGUAUACUGCAAUUGAGGCAUUGUUGAGGAAAGGCUUGUGUCGGUCAAAGCCUGUAUUCAAUAAAGCCAUCAUGACCGCUGUAAUAACAAUAAGUCUUAGGCCACUGCUUGCAGCCAACUUCUCCAACAACCUCCUGAGCAUGUUUCUGGUACACAUGCUUUCUGUGCCUGCGGUCAUCAUCCACAUCAACUCCAUAGCUCAGGAUUGCAUCUCAACCUUGAUUACUCAUCGAAUCUUCAAAAGAUGCCUCGAUCUGUUAGCCUGUGAGCAGAAUACAAGAAUAAUUUUCAACUCUCUCGAGGGGAACUAUGCCCUGUGUCUGAUGGCAAACUUGAUUCAGCUGGGAUUCAUGGAAAUGGAGGGCCUUGUUGAGAACACAACCAAUUUUAUGACUGUGAUGAUCAUAUUGUUAGACAACUGCCACAAAUAUGUACUGAACAAGAAGUCCAAUCUCACACACUGGCACCCGGUUCUUGGCUGGUUUUCACAGAAGACAGAUCAGAGCCUCCAUGAGUCAAUGUCCUAUGUUGUCCGUCAGCUGCAACUUCUGUGGAGUGACAAGAUGAUCCGUCUGAUGUUUGCUGCAUUGCUGGAGUACACAGAGGCUAGUCCAGUGGUGGACACAGAAACAGUACCCUCAAAGAAUAAAAAUAUAUUCAAAAAGGCCCUAGGAAAAGCAACAGCCAACAAAAUGAUGUCGUCACAGAAAAUAAAACUGGAUAGCGAUAUAGCAUUUAGUACUUGCUUGCCCUGCUCACUCUACCAGCACGCAAUCAACACUCUAACACAACUGAAGAUGGAUAUUUUAGGAGGUCUGGCCUACACUGAUAUCCUUUUGCCCAUACUCUGGAGGUUUCUCUGUGAUCUGGGACCUCAUUGUGGGCUGAAGAUUUUUAUUGAGCUCCUGUCACAAACGCCCAAUUCGGUCCGGCACCCAGUGUUCAGCCUACUGUCCUUGUUUUGUGAAACAGCAUCUCAUAUGAUUACCACCUUAGAUGAAAUUGAAAUGCUGGAGCAACAGAAAGUUUUUAAACUGGCAGACUAUGUCAAAAUGAGUGAAUUCCUGAAUUUGUUUGUCUUUAAAGUUAUAUGGGGUGAAUUGAUAAGUGUUGAACAGGCACCCAGUUGUGAUGUUUUCUCAUCUGCCUUGACGCUGUUGAUGAUUUUGCAUGAAAGAGACAGCAGACGGAGUUUCACAACUCCAAACCAUUGGUUAAUCAGGGAAGUGCGGCCAAGUCAUUUUAUGGCAGAGCUGGAAAAGGAGAAGAAAACAGCCAUGUUUCUGAUGCAGAGAGUUCCACACAUCAUUCCAUUCAAUGAACGGGUCAUGAUCUUUAGAAAGAAUGUGAUGAGGGAGAAGGAAGCUUUAGGCUUGACAGAGUCUGCAUGUGCCUCGCCUCAGUCUACUCUCAUCACUGUACACAGGAGCCGCAUUGUUGAGGAUGGCUACAGGCAGCUGGCACAACUUCCUGGCAGAGCCCUCAAGGGUGUCAUCAGAGUCAAGUUCAUAAAUGAAAUGGGUCUUGAUGAAGCUGGCAUUGAUCAAGAUGGUGUCUUUAAGGAGUUUCUGGAGGAAACUAUCGCUAGAGUUUUUGAUCCACAUUUAAAUUUGUUUAAAGUAACAAGUGAACAGAAAUUGUACCCAUCCUCAACUUCACAUAUUCAAGAGAACCAUCUGGCAUUGUUCGAAUUUGUGGGAAAGAUGUUGGCAAAGGCAGUUUAUGAAUUUUGUUUUCUAUUUAUCUUUAGGGGAUUAUUGUGGAUGUGCCCUUUGCCCCAGUUUUUCCUGACACACAUCCUGGGUCACCUCCAAAGUUCUACAUACAGUUCCUUAGAUGAGCUACCCUCUCUUGAUAUGGAAUUGGCGAAAUCGCUUUCAUACAUCAAGCAUUAUGAUGGUGAUGUCAGUGACCUUGAGCUGACCUUCUCGUGUGAUGAAGACAUAUUAGGACGGAUUGUCACGCACGAGCUGGUCCCUGGAGGGAAAGCCAUCCAAGUCACCAAUGAGAAUAAAAUAAGGUACGUCCACCUGAUGGCUCAUUUCCGCAUGUACCGACAGAUCCGAGAUCAGACAUUGGCUUUUGUUAGAGGUUUUAAGUCUGUGGUGACACCUGAAUGGUUGGUCAUGUUUUCCGCCCCGGAGCUGCAGAAAUUGAUAUCAGGAGACAGUGAUUCCCUGGAUAUGGAAGAUCUGAGACGUCACACUCAGUACUACGGGGGCUACCACAAUAACCACAAGGUGAUCAACUGGUUAUGGGACAUUGUGUCUCAUGAUCUUUCCACUGAAGAGAAGGGGCUUUUUCUCAAGUUUGUCACAAGCUGCUCCAAGCCUCCCCUGUUGGGGUUUGCCCACAUGGAACCUCCCUUCUCCAUCAGAUGUGUGGAAGUCAGUGAUGAUCAGGAUACCGGUGACACCGUUGGCUCUUACUUAAAGGGCUUCUUCAAUAUCAAAAAGAAAGACGCUGGGGGAAGACUUCCAACUUCGUCCACCUGCUUCAAUCUUCUAAAGUUGCCAAACUACUCCAAGAAAUCCAUUUUACGAGAGAAGCUUCGAUACGCCAUUCACUCACAUUCAGGCUUUGAGAUUUCAUAA
Candidula unifasciata is the source of this 3219-nucleotide messenger RNA. The record is from the annotation of a GenBank genome assembly. NCBI's taxonomy places the organism in Eukaryota, Metazoa, Mollusca, Gastropoda, Stylommatophora, Geomitridae.